This is a messenger RNA of Mucor mucedo, 2445 nucleotides long. RefSeq lists its product as uncharacterized. The coding region runs from base 4 to 2259 and encodes 751 amino acids. Gene Ontology annotation, biological process: protein processing. NCBI's taxonomy places the organism in Eukaryota, Fungi, Mucoromycota, Mucoromycetes, Mucorales, Mucoraceae. The transcript is spliced from 9 exons. The record is from RefSeq and is a predicted model, not a curated record. Gene Ontology annotation, molecular function: metalloendopeptidase activity. Gene Ontology annotation, cellular component: plasma membrane.
AAUAUGCCUCCCUUAAUUUCUUCGUUGUCUCAACGUGCUUUACCCGAUGUAUGCCUUACUCCCAAAUGUGUAGAGAUCGCUGAAUCUAUUUUGUCAUCUGUCAAUUUGAAUGUGGAUCCGUGUUCUGACUUCUUUCAGUAUACAUGUGGAAACUGGCUGCUUUCUGAUGAAAUAAAGGACACAGUUCAAGGAUCUUCCACAGCUCGAACAAUGACAAUAAAAAACCUAGAUAUGAUCCUUGGAUUUUUAGAAGGAACAUUUGAAGAUCUUUAUGAUACAAUUAAAUCGGUAGAUCCACUCUAUAAUACACAAAGCAUGAUGGAUAGCGACAGAAAGAACUUCCAACUAAUUAAAACAUACUAUGAUGCGUGUUUGGACACGGAACGUAACCUUCAAUUGGGAUCCACUCCUUUAUUCCCUUUUCUUGCUCAGAUCGAAAAUAAUUUGUUUCCUAUCACGGAGAAUCUAGUAUCAGAAAGAUUGUCCGAAACAAUUGCCGCAUUGACGCUUCGGGGAGUACCCAGUAUUGUAGAUAUCGGGGCUGAUAUCAACAUAUACGACCAUGAUUACUUUCUCCUAAACAUUUUGCCAGGAUUGACCGAUAAUUUGACUAUAUAUGAGCAUAUAGAUCAAUUAGGGUCUUAUAGAUAUAAAGUUAUUGAUCUUUUAACCCAUACAGUAGGAGACGUGUCCGAAUUGGAUCAAGAUUACGGAGAAUUUGUUUUGCAAGAAAGCCAAAAAAACAAUUUUACCCUUUGGUCUGCUUCUAAAAUCGAAAUUGCCGCCAGUAACUUUGUCAAUUUUGAAAUGAAACUAGCGAAGCUAGUAAAUGUUGAGGCUAUAUCACACGUUUUCACUGACCACCCAUCUACCUUGAAGGAGAUUGAAUCAAUCAAUCCUACUAUUGAUUGGAAUAUGUUGGUCUCAACUUUGGUCUCACCGGAAUAUCCCACUCCUGAUUUACCAAUUAAAUAUGUAAAAGAGUAUACCGAAAGUCUUGAGGAAUUGCUAACAACAACAUCAGUAAAAGUAUUGCAAGAAUAUUUUAUUAUAAGAAGCAUUCAAGCUACUAGCAGCAAACUUAGUAUUCCUGAAAGUGUUCAAUCAUCUACGGUAGCAAGUUUCUCAGAAUAUAUCCCACAAACUGAUACAUUUAAAGCACCAACUGGAAAGGAGCCUGAGUCUCCAUCACAAAGAUCAAAAUGCGCGAAGGAAACAAGUUUAAAAUUCUAUGACAUUUUUGGGCGCUUCUUUUCUUUGAGCUCAUUAGGUGCUACUGACGAAGUGAAGAGAGUUGAAGACAUGGUCAGUUUCUUACAUGCAACCUGGCUACAUGACAUGUUACCCGAAACAUCCUGGGCCGACGAGGAAACCAAAGCAGGAAUUAUUGAAAAGAUCGAAAAUUUAAUCCUAAAGAUUGGUGUUAGAAACAAGAAACCGGAUUGGAGGGAUCCUUCCUCUCUCGAGUUACUAUAUGACAAUGUAACUCUUGAUGACAGCGAUGGUUAUUUUUAUAAUUCUGUUGUUAUGGCCAUCCAGGAGAAUACCAAGAAUUUUAAAUCUUUGUUGCAGAAAAAGAACAGGAGUGACUACAAUAAAGAAGAUAUGGGACCCUAUGUAGUAAAUGCUUUCUACGAUCCCUUUUUUAAUUCACUCGAAAUUCUGAUCGGUAUGAUCCAACAGCCUUUCUAUAGCGUAGACUACCCGGAAUACUUAAAUUAUGGCGCUAUUGGUGGCGUUAUUGGGCAUGAAUUAGUACAUGCCUUAGAUAAUAGUGGAAAAAAUUACAAUGCGACAGGAUAUCUGGAAGACUGGUUUACAGAGUCUUCAGCCAAAGCGUACGAUGAGAAGGCACAGUGCUUUGUCGAACAAUACGAAAAUUUCACAAUGACUGGGCUUAAUAAUACUGAAUAUCCGCUGGAUGGAGAUGCCCAAUUGGGAGAAAAUAUUGCAGACAGCGGUGGAUUAAAUAUUGCUUUUCGUGCAUACCAGAACCAUGUGCUUAAGCAAGGACCUGAUCAGCUCUUACCAGGUCUGGAGCAUUUGACUCCCGAGCAAAUGUUUUUUGUGAAUCAUGGUCUUAUCUCUUGUGAAAUCACGGCAUUAAGUGACGCUAAAGAGUCUGCUGUAAGUAAGGUCCAUUCUCCCUUUUAUUACAGAGUUAUCGGUGGUUUGCAGAACGAUGCCAAUUUUGCCAAAGCAUUCAAUUGCCCUGUUGGGUCUCCGAUGAAUCCAGAAAAAAAGUGUUCCAUUUGGUAGCCGCAGCUGGUUUUCUGAAUUAGUUGUAUUUCUAUUAUCUGGUUGUCUUGAACCUCUUUUGCAAAUAAAUUAGAAAACUCUUUAUGUAGUACUAAAUCUUAUAAGGUUCAUUGGACCAAAGAGACAGCAAGUUUCCUUUUUAUGAACUUGUUUAUUGUGUGUGGCAUUUAAGCCUAAAAAUCAUCG